AGUUUUUGACCGUUGUUGUUUACUUGCGGCGUAGAAUUUCAGAGGAAUAGAAUCUGUUGAGAUUGUUCCCUUCAAAAUGGAAUCUCCCGCAAUUCCGGUGCCACAGAUUUUAAUCAACAAGCCUUGUCUCCACUUUUGGCCGCUGUCGCCUGAUGGUCAGAUCAACGGCUUCGGAGGCCGCAGGUUUCAUGUUCAAUACCCGAAUCCACCGAAGAACCGUCGUGUAAAUGGGUCUGGUGCACGCUAAAUCCGUCGGAGCCAAGCGUCCUCCCUCUGGUAUGGUAUGGAAGUUUGGAGAGAGGGUGCCAACUCAGGAAAGUCUAAAAACGAAAUGCCUCAGUGCAAUUUUUCAACCAAAAAAGAAAGUGAGGUUGUGCCUGUAGACUCCUGUCCGGGUUGGCUCAACCCUUGCACAUUUUGCGAUAAGAGGUUUGGUGACUGGAUAGAAGCAACUGAAGAAAAUCUCGCCAAAAUACCAACAAAACCCGGAAUCUUGGAGAUUGCUUUCAAGUCCAAGAAUUCUACUGAAAUUGUGAGCGUGAUUCUCGACACUCACGACCUACAAAAGACGGCCUAUGAAUCUGUGGAUUCCGCCAAAGAAAUAAUUGCGGACAAGAAAUCUAAAGUUACAAAAACUGUCAUUCUUUGCAGAUGGGUGGUAUUUAAACAAAGUAAUGACAAAAAUAUUACUACUCUAUGUGCUCAUUGGUACAAUUAUGGUGUAUUACCCAAAUUUUUGAAAUCUUGGCCAGGACUGGAUAUUCUUCAAAAAACAGACAGUCUAAUAUAUUCAGAGAAACUCCAAAAAUGGUGUUAUCCUAAAAAAGAAGCUUUUUGGAGGAAACCAAAGCAGCUACCCACAAAACUAGUAGAGGUUGUAAAGUCUUGCACGUGGACGCAGCCAUGCGAAAUUUGUGAUUCAUAUUUUUCUAAAUGGGAAAGAGCAGAAGAUGUCAUUGCCCAUGACAAAGCUCCUGAUGCUAAUGGAAUCUUUAUGCUUGCCAUUUGUUGUGAACAGAAGUUAGAAGUGUGUGAAAUAGUGUUUUUUAAUGAUAUCGUAUUAAACAUUAGAAGAUCGUUGGAAUCUGUUUAUACACAUAAAAAAUAUCUGUUGAAAAGAAAAGAUUAUGCAAGUAAAAAUGCCUUUCUUAUGGUGCGGUGGCUGGAACUCAAAGAUCCCCAAAGUGAUAAUUCUUGCUUUUUGUACGCUCAUUGGUUGAACAGUGACUCUAGACCAAUGUAUCGUUCAGUACCAGGAGUGGAUAUUGUCAAGAAAAAUAAACAUUUUGUAAUUCGGACUCGUGAUCAAAAAUGGUGUUAUGAAAUAGAUACCUUGAAACAGAUAAAAACAACUAAAUUUCAGCAGAAAAGACAUAUCAUAAGUGAUUUAAAAGAAGAUAUAUGCCUUAAUUUUGGUGAUAAUUAACUCUGUAUAUGUUAAUGUAUAUAAAUAAUUUAUUUGUAAUAAAGUGGU
This is a messenger RNA of Argiope bruennichi, 1474 nucleotides long. RefSeq lists its product as uncharacterized. Lineage: Eukaryota; Metazoa; Arthropoda; Arachnida; Araneae; Araneidae. The record is from RefSeq and is a predicted model, not a curated record. The transcript is spliced from 3 exons. The coding region runs from base 284 to 1426 and encodes 380 amino acids.